This is a messenger RNA of Fulmarus glacialis (Northern fulmar), 944 nucleotides long. RefSeq names its product diablo, IAP-binding mitochondrial protein (gene DIABLO). The transcript is spliced from 5 exons. The record is from RefSeq and is a predicted model, not a curated record. The annotation marks the transcript as partial. Gene Ontology annotation, cellular component: mitochondrion. NCBI's taxonomy places the organism in Eukaryota, Metazoa, Chordata, Aves, Procellariiformes, Procellariidae. Gene Ontology annotation, biological process: intrinsic apoptotic signaling pathway in response to oxidative stress; neuron apoptotic process.
ACAAAGCUUCCCUGUUCUGGCCAAUAUUAGGAGACGCUGCCUCUCCGGCGUGAACGGAAGAUGGCACCAAAUGGUGGGCGUGGGGCUGGGAGCGGCCUUGUGUGCAGUCCCAGUCGUGGAGAAACAGAACUCAGUUUCUCUCAGUAACGAUGCCUUGAUUAAAAGAGCAGUUUCCUUGGUAACAGACAGUACCUCUACACUCCUCUCUCAGACAACAUACGCAUUGAUUGAAGCACUGACAGAGUAUACAAAGGCAGUUUAUACGCUGGUGUCUCUCUACAAGCAAUACGCAAAUCUUCUUGGGAAAAUGAACUCAGAAGAGGUGGAUGCAGUCUGGCAGGUGGUAAUAGGAGCCAGAGUUGAUAUGACAACAAAACAGCAGGAAAAAAAAACAGCAUUACGUCUUUCAGAAAUGGCAGCAGAAGCUGCGUAUCAAUCAGGUGCAGACCAAGCCUCAGUGACAGCCCGCAGCCACAUUCAGCUAGUGAAAUCACAGGUGCAAGAAGUGCGACAGCUGUCCCAGAAAGCAGAGACCAAGUUAGCUGAAGCUCAAACAGAAGAGCUCAUAAAAGCUCAAGGAGAGGAAUCUUCAUUGCCACAGGGUAUUUUAGGAAGUACAGAGGCGGGUGAGGACCCUUACCUUCGGGAGGACUGAAAAGAACUUCAAUGUCACCGCAGUAUACGUAAGAGUCAAUCACAAAUUGAAGGGUCCCAAACUUUUAAGUGUGGCAUACUGGGAAACUGCUGAAAUAAGCCUAUGAUUCCAUUUUUUCCCCAAACAGGAUUACUGUACAAAAUCAAGUCAAUUCCAAGUAUCUGAAAGGCCUUGAUCUUGUUUGUAACUUACCAUGUUUGUAAUACUUACGGAUUCAAUUAUUUAAAUGUUUAACUAUGCAAAUGUGAAAACUGCUAUCAAGGAUAGCUUGUUGUUAAUUGUCUCUCUG